AGCCAUCCAUCCGAAUCAAGGAACCUCAGCUCACUACACUCCACAGCUUCCUUAUUCUUUAUUCUAUUCCAUUUCCAAAGCAUUUGCUUACUACCAAUUACAACUUUGCAACUCAUUGCUAUUUGAUGAGCAUCAACCCUCUUCAUUCCUUUUUUUUCUAGAUUUUCUUCCUCAGAUUUUUGCGCUCACCCACCGAUUUUUCCCUCACAAAAACAUUCAAUAAAAUCGUCAGAAAUUAAAUUAAAAAAAGGGUCUUUUUUUUAUUUUUAUUUUCUGGGUCUUUUAUAAAAUUCAAUAUAAAGGAUUGCGCAAGAUUUGAUAAAAUGGUAAGAAUUAUACCAAUGGCGUCCACUUUGAGGCCAUCUCUUACCUGCUUUAGAUUUUCUUCAAAUACUCGUUUUGGGGUUUCUCUCUCUUCUCAUAGGCCGCUUUCUUCUCUUCACCUGGGUAGUGCUGUUCCGCAGUCAUAUUCCUUCGGUUUAAGAGCUUCGAAAUUGUUGAGAGAGGGCAAUGGCUUCUCUGUCAAUGCAGCUGGUAAUGCUGCACAAGCCAGCACUAGUGCUGUUGAAGAGAAUGUUCUGGAGUGGGUCAAGAAAGACAACCGAAGGAUGCUCCAUGUUGUUUACCGUGUUGGAGAUCUUGACAGGACGAUAAAAUUCUACACGGAGUGCCUUGGAAUGAAACUGUUAAGAAAACGUGACAUACCAGAGGAGAAAUACACUAAUGCCUUUCUUGGUUACGGGCCAGAGGAUUCACAUUUUGUCAUAGAACUAACUUACAAUUAUGGAGUUGACAAAUAUGAUAUUGGAACUGGUUUCGGUCACUUUGGCAUUGCAGUUGAGGAUGUGGCCAAGACUGUGGAACUUGUAAAGGCUAAAGGUGGAAUAGUAACUCGGGAAGCUGGACCCGUUAAGGGUGGAAAUACUGUCAUUGCAUUUAUCGAAGAUCCUGAUGGUUACAAGUUUGAACUUAUCGAAAGGGGGUCUACACCUGAGCCUUUGUGCCAGGUAAUGCUGCGAGUUGGUGAUCUUGAUCGAUCUAUUGAGUUUUAUAAAAAGGCUUAUGGCAUGGAGCUUUUGCGGACUCGGGAUAAUCCACAGUACAAGUAUACAAUAGCAAUGUUGGGAUAUGGUCCUGAAGACAAAAAUGCUGUUAUGGAGUUGACUUACAACUACGGAGUUACUGAAUAUGACAAAGGAAAUGCUUAUGCUCAGAUUGCAAUUGGAACGGAUGAUGUUUAUAAAACUGCUGAAGCAAUUAAACUCUGUGGAGGAAAGAUCACACGGGAGCCUGGACCAUUGCCGGGUAUCAACACCAAGAUAACAGCAUGCCUUGAUCUUGAUGGUUGGAAAACGGUGUUUGUUGAUAAUAUUGAUUUCCUGAAGGAGUUGGAAUGAUGCUCACGGCCUCACAGGUGUCCAGAUUUCCAACUUAUGUUUACGUCAGUGUAAAUUAUUUCUGUAGCAUUUGCUUAUUUAGUGUAAAAUCUAUAGCUCUUCCACCAAAAAAACAAUCUUUUGUCAAGUCAUCUUCAAUAAAAGAGGUAUGUCAAAAGCUCGUUUAAUCCUUUAUUUUGGGUUGUAGAUAAAAUUAUAAUGACCAUGAAUCUUUCUCAAUAGCUCUGUAAAUGACCCUUAACUGGUCAUUUUCCCAAUGUUUUUGGCAAUUAGGACUCGCAACAAUCCAAGAAAUUAAGAGCUAUUAUUUUGCUCCACUUAAAAGUCAUGCUGUUAACUGCACCAA
Chenopodium quinoa (quinoa) is the source of this 1743-nucleotide messenger RNA. Its product is annotated as probable lactoylglutathione lyase, chloroplastic. Gene Ontology annotation, cellular component: cytoplasm. Gene Ontology annotation, molecular function: metal ion binding; lactoylglutathione lyase activity. The coding region runs from base 324 to 1397 and encodes 357 amino acids. NCBI's taxonomy places the organism in Eukaryota, Viridiplantae, Streptophyta, Magnoliopsida, Caryophyllales, Amaranthaceae. The transcript is spliced from 9 exons. The record is from RefSeq and is a predicted model, not a curated record.